GUAUCCAGCCCGCUGUGUGUAUAACGGAGCUCGCCGAGCGCCAUGUACCGGAGCCGGGGCACACAGCGAGCCGCCGCGCUGACUCCCACCUCGUGUGGCUAGGCUCCGCUGCCGGGAUGUCAGGCUCCGCGCUGCAGCGCCUCGCUUCCCAUGGCCGGCAGGCGCUGAGCCGCUGGCUGCGGGGCCGGGAGCCGGCGGAGGGCGAGGCGGAGCCGGAGGGCCGGUGCCCCGGGGGUUGCUGGUGCCGGAGUGCGGUGCUGGUGUGCGCGCUGAGCGCGGGGUGCUGCGCCUGGCUGGCCCUGGGCCGGCACUACCUGCAGGACGUGCUACUGUGGGUGGAGAGCCUGGACAGCCUGCUCGGGGUGCUGCUCUUCAUCGUGGGCUUCAUCCUGGUCUCCCUGCCCUGCGUGUGGGGCUACAUCGUGCUCAACGUGGCCGCCGGAUACCUGUACGGCCUGGUGCUGGGCAUCGGGCUGGUCAUGGUCGGCGUGCUCAUCGGCACCUUCAUCGCCCACCUGCUGUGCAAGAGGCUGCUCACCCACUGGGUGCUGGCCAAGGUGGGGGGCAGCCAGAGACUGGGGGCGGUCAUCCGGGUGGUGGAGGGGGGCAGCGGGCUCAAAGUGGUGGCUCUGGCCAGGCUCACCCCCAUCCCCUUCGGCCUCCAGAAUGCUGUGUUCUCGAUUACAGACCUAUCAUUACCCAACUAUCUUGCUGCUUCCUCUGUGGGCCUGUUUCCUACUCAGCUGCUUAAUUCCUAUUUGGGAACAACAUUGCGUACAAUGGAGGAUGUCAUUGCUGAACAAAGUGUUAGUGGAUAUUUCAUUUUCAGCUUGCAGAUUGUUAUAAGCAUAGCUCUUAUGUUUUAUGUUGUCCAUCGAGCUCAAGUGGAGCUGAAUGCAGCCAUUAUAGCUUGUGAAAUGGAACUGAAGACAUCUCUUAAAGGCAGCCAGCUCAAUGGCAACGGACCAGCAUUCUGCAACAAAAGGACAUUGCUGUCUUCUGGAGGAAUCAAUAUUGUAUGAUUGUUAAACAUUUAGGUUGUUCUAAGCCUUUUAUUAUAAUUUAAUUCAUUUUUUUUUUUUUUAUAAAAUUGCCAACAUCAUGGUUUCUAAAGAUCACCAUUCCUGUUCCUGGAUGGGAGUGCAUGUUAUUCCCAAAAACAUUUCCAGAGAACUUGUACACAUUUUCCAUUGAUGAAAACAUCUCAGCAAGUUGGAAGCAUUUCUGCAACUUUAUCUUAUGUGUUCUAAGACCGAUGCAUAGUACUUUCCUGUGUCGUUCUAAAAUGAAUUGUUUCUGGGCCUCUUUAUUUAUUACUGCAUAUACUUAUGUAUAUAAUUUUUAAGGUGUUCCUGUGUUGUGAUUCUUUUUUUUUUUUUUUUUGUAUUGUUAGUGAUACCUAGACAGUGUUUUUUUUUGUAUAACCACAGGACCAUUUUCUUCUAAGGGAGACAAUUUAAACUUAAACCCAGACUAGUGGGACAAAGUGCUCUUAAACCAGAUUGUUUUUGUUUAAACUGUGCUAUCGGAGAUGAUAAUCUGGAGUUGAUAGAUUUCUGUAUGUUAAAGCCAUGUCUGCUGGUUGUGCAUUGGGUGUAGACCAGUGAUGAUAUUUUAUGGUUUCAUUGUUUGGUAAACUUAGUGAUUAGGCAAGCCUGAAGCGCCUUCUCCAAAAUUGAUAGUUCUGUCCUAUUGUUAAUAAGCCCCCGAUUUUCAAGGUAAUAUUACCACAAAAAAAUUGCAGGUGAUCACUUCAAGCAAGUAAUAACGUCUAUAUACUGUGCUAGUAAUA
Molecule: messenger RNA, 1792 nt
Organism: Pelobates fuscus (common spadefoot toad)
Lineage: Eukaryota; Metazoa; Chordata; Amphibia; Anura; Pelobatidae
Gene: TMEM64
Product: transmembrane protein 64
Exons: 3
Coding region: 117-1022 (301 amino acids)
Biological process (GO): positive regulation of osteoclast differentiation; positive regulation of bone resorption; regulation of cytosolic calcium ion concentration
Cellular component (GO): endoplasmic reticulum
Source: RefSeq, a predicted model, not a curated record